AAGCUCUCUCAAGCUCUCUUUCUUACCUUUUUCAAACUCUCUCUCUCUCUCUCUCUGAGCUUCUUUUUCAGUAAAAUAAAAAAGUGGCACCAAAACAAUGUGCGGGGGUGCUAUUAUUUCCGACUUUGUGGCCGGAAAGCGUGGCCGGAAGCUGACACCAGAGAACGUGUGGUCCGAGCUUGACACCAUCUCUAACCUUUUUGGCCUAGACAAUAACUACUUCAAUGGCAACAAUAAUACCAACUCCAAUCACCUGUUUAAUCACGUGACUGCAUCUCAAAACCCUAAACGACCCACCACCAAAGUGGCCGUAACAAAAGAUAACAAGGCCCAGAAGAUAAAGAACCGAGCUAAAGAAGAGGAUGAAGAAGGUAGCGAUGGUAGUAGUAGUACUACUAAGAGUGGUCUUCGAGCUCGGAAAAACGUGUACAGAGGAAUAAGGCAGAGGCCAUGGGGAAAAUGGGCUGCUGAGAUUCGAGACCCACAGAAGGGUUCUCGAGUCUGGCUUGGAACCUACAACACAGCUGAAGAAGCCGCCAGAGCUUACGAUGAAGCCGCUAAACGAAUUCGAGGCGAUAAGGCUAAGCUUAACUUCGCCAAACAGCAACCGGCUCCGGCUCGGGUGGCUCCGCCGUUGAAGAAGCAGUGUGUUGUUCCUGAGAUGACUCAGCCGAGUAGUACUACUACUUGUCAAACGAUGACAGAACCACCCCAAACGACGUCGUACUCGUACGCGACUGUUGGGUACGUACCGAUGUUUCAGAACGAACUACUACCGGGUAAUUAUGAUGGGUUCUAUUGUAAAGAUGAGGCGGUUAUGGAGCCGAGCGAGAUGGAGCUGAAUGAGCAAAUUUUGAGCCUGGAAUCGCUGCUGGGUCUGGAGCCGAACAUGGCGCAGACGAGUCAGAUGAGCGGAAGCGGUCAUGAUCAGGAGGUGGAGGAGGAGGGGGCCGAGCCGGUGAGUUUGUGGAUGUUGGACGACGUCGUACCGCAUCAGCAACACAGCCAAAGAAUCCUAUAUUAUUAGGAUAUUUGAGGAACAUAUAUUAUUAUUAUUAUAAUUAUAAUUAAUUAUGUCUAAAUAACGUAAUAUUUGGUGUUGCGUUGCGUGUAGUGUGACUAUGUUGUGUAACCUCAACCCUCUCUGAUUAUUGUCUUCUUGAUUAUUAUGUAUUUUUAAUGUUUUUUUCCCUAAUUAUUGUGUUUGCUUCUACUCGUAAAUAGUAAAUAGUAAAUAGUAAAUAGUACUAUAUAUAUUAUAUAAUUAUGAAAAAUAAAAAAGGCUGAGCUUGCGAGAUUUGCAUGUAUCAGCAUCGUCUUUUGUCGU
This is a messenger RNA of Humulus lupulus (European hop), 1327 nucleotides long. RefSeq names its product ethylene-responsive transcription factor RAP2-3. Gene Ontology annotation, biological process: ethylene-activated signaling pathway; regulation of DNA-templated transcription. Bases 98 to 1027 code for a protein of 309 amino acids. NCBI's taxonomy places the organism in Eukaryota, Viridiplantae, Streptophyta, Magnoliopsida, Rosales, Cannabaceae. Gene Ontology annotation, molecular function: DNA-binding transcription factor activity; DNA binding. The record is from RefSeq and is a predicted model, not a curated record. The transcript is spliced from 2 exons.